AUGUCCGAACUGCGCGCAAGCGAUCUCCAGGCUUGGCAAAGGCUUGUCCUCUAUAUAAUCGACGCGUACCGCCUAUCUGGGCUCCUUGUUGCACGCUCACUAGACGUCUCUCGCAUUUUCGCUCUUCUCGCUUUGCUCUGCUCUGCUCAUCGCACACUCAAUCGUUCCUUCAUCUGCAUACACACACCACUCACUAUCAUCAAGAUGACACACCACGCCGGCCCGUCCACCUCUACCCUCAACAACUGGUAUGAGGAGCCUUCAGAGAAGACGGAACACGCGUUGCCAAAGUCGGUUCCGCUCUCGCCCACAACAACGCUGCAGCACACACCUUACACGGCCGAGCCGGAUCGCGAACAUCAGCGGCGCUUGAAUCGUCAAAGCGUGUUCGGCGAGAUCCCAACCACUGCCUUCGGCCCUGUGGAGACGUACCCUGCCGAGCACGCGGAGGAAACACCGCGCUCGGAGUACAAGGUGACCCGCAUCGCGCGCCGUAUUCAUGGUUGGACGUGGCAAGCGUACCCCAUCGGCAUGGGCACCAGCGCCGUCUAUGUGACGAUGUCUGGGUUGAGGGAUCGCUCGGAUACGCUCCGCAUCGUCGAGCAUAUAUUCUUCUUCCUGAACAUAGGCAUCUUCUUCCUGAAUCUCUCGACGCUGCUGCUCCAGGCCAUCCUGUAUCCUCGGCAGGCGAAGCGGCUGGUAACAGACUCCAGCAAGAACAUCUUCAUUCCGCUGAUGAUCCUGUCGUUCGCAACAAUCAUCAUCGGUAUCAUCAACUACGGCGUUACUCCCGGUGUGCUCGCAAGAGACUCCGCGUAUAUCCUCUUCUGGAUCUACAUCGCCCUAGCUGUCGGCAUAUCGUUUCCGUUGCUCAUGAUCUGGUACAACCAGCCACAUGACAUUCGCACGAUGAGCCCUGCUUGGAUGUUCUUGGUCUUCCCAAUGAUGCUCGUCGGCGUUGUCGCCUUCAAUGUGCUCAAGACGAUGGAUCCCACCGACGACCGUGCUGUUGGAGUACUUAUUCUGGGAUAUUUCUUCCAGGGUAUCGGAUUUUUCGUUACGCUAUUUUAUAUAGCGGCUUACUUCAUUAGGAUCAUGAUGACUGGAUUCAUGGAGGGUCACCAAGCAAACGGCGUCUUUGUCGCUGCUGGACCGCCAGGCUUCACGGCUCUCGCCCUCAUCAACUUGGGCCAGAGUGCGCGUACGAUACUCCCUGCUCAUGGCCUCGUCUCAGAUGUAGCCGGGGAAGUAUGGUACGCAUCGAGCCUAUUAACUGCGCUCAUGCUCUACGGCCUCGCGGUCUUCCUAUUCCUGUUCGGUGCCCUGCCGUACUGGUUCAAGCUGCACAAGCACUUGAACGAGAUUCUUGGAUGCUGGGCGUUGACUUUUCCGAACGUGGGCUGGAUCGCAACGACCGGUGCCCUCGGCAACGCGCUGAAUAUCACCGGCUUCUUUGAGCUCCAGCUUAUCUUCGUCAUAGCCAUGGCGUUCGUCUGGAUCGUCCUCGCUGUGUUCACUGCCGUUGCGCUCAAGCGAGGACUCAUCCUCAAGUCCAAGCCUGAAGAUGUUCUCCAGGACAUGCGCAAGGGGUCCCACAAGACUGUCGACAGCCCGGUCUAA
Molecule: messenger RNA, 1620 nt
Organism: Peniophora sp. CBMAI 1063
Lineage: Eukaryota; Fungi; Basidiomycota; Agaricomycetes; Russulales; Peniophoraceae
Source: the annotation of a GenBank genome assembly